GUUUUUCGUGAUCUGCUUUAUCACAGUGCAGAAAUCAUUUCCACAAAAUUCAGCAUCGCAGAAAGAGAGAGAAAGAUGGAGAAAGCGAUUAACAGACAGAGAAUUCUACUACAGCACCUGCAACCUAUUCCUUCUUCUUCUUCUUCUUCAUUGAAUCAGGGUCAUGAAUCUACACUCUCUGCCUCAAGUUGUUUAGCUGGGGAGAGUUCUACUUAUCACAGGACACCUGCUUCUGGAGAUGAUGUUGUCAUUGUUGCUGCCUACCGUACCGCUCAUUGCAAAUCAAAGCGUGGUGGUUUUAAGGAUACUCUUCCUGAUGAUUUACUAUCAACUGUUCUAAAGGCCGUGAUUGAGAAGACAAAUGUGAAUCCCAGGGAGGUAGGAGAUAUAGUUGUUGGUACAGUUCUUGCACCAGGUUCUCAAAGGGGAAUUGAAUGCCGAAUGGCUGCAAUAUAUGCUGGUUUCCCAGAUACGGUGCCCAUCAGAACAGUGAACAGACAAUGUUCAUCUGGCCUACAGGCAGUUGCUGAUGUAGCUGCUUACAUAAAAGCAGGAUUUUAUGAUAUAGGCAUUGGUGCUGGAGUAGAAUCAAUGAGUAUCGACUCAAUUGGACCUAUUUCCAAAGUCAACCCAAAAGUGGAUAAAUUUGCACAAGCUAGAGACUGCCUUCUUCCUAUGGGAAUCACAUCUGAAAAUGUGGCCCAGCGUUUUGGUGUCACAAGGCAAGAACAAGAUCGGGCUGCAGUCGAAUCUCAUAAGCGUGCUGCUAUAGCAACUUCAUCUGGGAAGUUCAGAGACGAGAUUGUUCCUGUUCAUACGAAGAUUGUGGACCCUAAAACCGGAGAGGAAAAGCCGGUUACGAUAUCUGUAGACGAUGGUAUUAGGCCAAACACAAACAUGGCUGAUCUAGCAAAACUGAAGCCAGCAUUCAAAAAGGAUGGUACAACAACAGCAGGGACUUCAAGUCAAGUUACCGAUGGUGCUGCUGCAGUCCUCCUCAUGAAAAGAAGUUUGGCUCUAAAGAAGGGUCUUCCAAUUCUUGGUGUAUUCAGGAGUUUUGAGGUUGUUGGUGUGGAUCCUUCUGUUAUGGGCAUAGGUCCUGCUGUUGCCAUUCCGAUUGCCGUGAAGUCGGCAGGUCUCGAGCUUGAUAACAUCGAUCUUUUUGAAAUAAAUGAGGCUUUUGCAUCCCAAUUUGUAUAUUGCUGCAAGAAGCUACAACUUGAUCCUCAAAAUGUUAAUGUUAAUGGAGGAGCCAUGGCUAUUGGGCAUCCAUUGGGAUCUACAGGAGCUCGUUGUGUCGCUACUUUACUUCACGAGAUGAAGCGGCGUGGGAAAGAUAGUCGUUUCGGUGUUGUUUCCAUGUGCAUAGGUUCCGGUAUGGGGGCUGCAGCAGUGUUUGAAAGAGGGGAUUGAGUGGAUGGCGUAUACAACACUCGGGUAACCAAAAAGUAGGAGCUAUGCCGAACGUAUUGGACCUUUUCAUAACAGUUUGAGACGUAGAAACUUCUUGCGGUUUGGAAGUAAUUCUCAAUAUAAUUUUUAGCAUGGUGUUAUAACUUAUAAACCAUGUUGUAAUACAAAUUCAUGAUGUUCACCGUCGUAUGUUUGAACCAAAAAUAUUCUAAAUAUUUGAUCAUACGUACUCGAAUUCAAGAUGAAGAUGAUAGACAGAGUCAGAGGCGAAUCCAAAAAAAAAUCCAUGAUGAGGCACAAAAUAAUCAGCUUAAUACAAAACAGGGGGCUUUGAGAACUCUCUAAAUCUCUGAGAAUGGAUGCAUAAUGUCGUAUUUAAUAUGUUUCUUUUUUAUCUAUGGCUAGAAUUUAAUGUAUUGAUUAAUA
Molecule: messenger RNA, 1839 nt
Organism: Cynara cardunculus var. scolymus (artichoke)
Lineage: Eukaryota; Viridiplantae; Streptophyta; Magnoliopsida; Asterales; Asteraceae
Product: 3-ketoacyl-CoA thiolase 2, peroxisomal-like
Exons: 14
Coding region: 76-1413 (445 amino acids)
Biological process (GO): fatty acid beta-oxidation; phenylacetate catabolic process
Cellular component (GO): peroxisome
Molecular function (GO): acetyl-CoA C-acyltransferase activity
Source: RefSeq, a predicted model, not a curated record